This is a messenger RNA of Bombyx mori (domestic silkworm), 2166 nucleotides long. RefSeq lists its product as uncharacterized. The record is from RefSeq and is a predicted model, not a curated record. NCBI's taxonomy places the organism in Eukaryota, Metazoa, Arthropoda, Insecta, Lepidoptera, Bombycidae. Bases 775 to 2025 code for a protein of 416 amino acids. The transcript has 2 exons.
CCGGUGCAUCGCUCAAUAUGAAUGCACCGGACCUUUAGGCCACGACGACUUUUUGAAUAUGAGAUGAUUCUCGUUAAUUUAUAUAGUUCUUACCGUGAUUAGUGUAGUAUCUCUGAACACUCUCAACUUUCAUUCCCGAUCCUGCGGACAGAAUGGAAAGCAGUCGACGUCGCCCCAAACACGUCAAUUCGGAUCCUCCCGAUCCACUAACGGUGUUUCUAGGUACUUCAAGCACCGGUCACCGUUCUCGUCGAACCCGUCGCUUGCGACGAAGGGCUCGACGAGUAAACUAACUCCUAGACACAGCCCACUGAGUUUCUCGCCGGAUCUUCUCAGUGGGUCGCGUUUCCGAUCCGGUGGUAGAUUCUGCGAAGCACGGCUCUUGCUAGGGUUCGUGUUAGCAACGUCAUCAGGUUUGAGCCUCGUGAGCUCACCUACUAGUUAAGGUUCCGUUGGAAUAGCCUCUCAAGGAUAUCAGCUAAGGUAGUAAAAACAAAAAAAAAACUCAAGUUCGAAGUCCGUUACAACAUCAAUAAUUAAAUUAACUCAAUAACUAGGUAACUAAUCAAACUAUUUAAUUUCGAACUUUUCGCGAAAACACUCGAUCGAACUAUAUAGUGACAUUAAGAAAAACGUCACAUCAAAUUAAAAACAAGAAACCGCAUGAACACGUAAAUGAUAAAUACAAUUAAAAAAAUAUAAGAACAACACAACCACAACAUGAAAAUUAUUCGAGUUAUGCAACCGUGAACAUUAAGUAACGUUAUAAAGAAAAUGGAGAAGCCGAACCGGAGAAUUCUGAAGUCGAAGUCUUCUUCUAACACAAUUAAAACUAAAAUUGUUAAAGAUAAAACGCUUAAUGAUAGCGCCCUCAAUGUUUUGCCGGAGACAAAGAAGAAAGGUAUUUACGUCGAGAAGAGAAACUUCGCGCAGAAGACACAAGUGACUAAACGUUUGAAAACGUUGCCAAAUCAAAUCACACGGAGACGCGACAACAAACAAUUUCUUAGUUCAGUUUUGAAUAUCCUAUCUAAAGGCACAACAAGUACGCAGUUUCCGGAACCAGCCCCGGACAAAAGCGGCGAAGAAAUUAUACCAAAAACUACUAAAAUCGAGAGAGCGAAAGCGAUGAACAACGAAAAAAAGAGUAAAUUUAAAUCUAAAAUCUUAAACAGGAAUUACGAUGAUAAUUUCAUUGUAUUGAAAUCAACGAACAGUAGCAAAUUUAGUAGUCCGUCAUUAUAUUCUGAUCAGAGCCGGGACGUUUGUAAAAUCAAUUCCAAUAACGUGACGGCUAUAGCCAAGGAAGUUUUAGAAGGGAAAAAGACAAAGAGAGUUACCAUAGACGAACCGGCGACUCUGGUUUCAGAACAUAAAGCGAACGACAAAAAUUUGUAUAAUUUCUUUGUGGACAUCUUAGAAACGACUUUCAGCGCUUGCGACAUGAAAGAAAGCCUUGAAACGAAUAAAUUGAAAUUGAGCGAGUCUAAUCUUGGCUUUGAGAUUGAGGAAUCCGUUGCCAAAAAACUCGUAGACAACAAUAUAGAGGUUGCCACGAAAAUAAAUGAUUCUAAUAAAAAAAUUGUAAAACCUACUACAAAUUAUUAUGAUAAUAAUUUUGUACUUGAAGAUUAUUUAUCGUAUAAAACAGUAUUUAAAAGUGACAACAGAAAACCUAAAUUACAUGAGAAGAAUCGAUUAAAAUCGACCCCUCAAAGUACCAGCAACUAUAGUCGAUUCAAUAAAUCGACUAAAAAACGAAUGAAAAGUGACUUCAUUGACAUUCUCAAACGCGAAUUGACUAACAGCUCUCUAGGCAGCGUGGAACCACAAAAUUUCUAUCAAUCGUUAAAGUUCAUUGCUAAAACUAAAAAAGCCAACGCGAAAUUGAAGUAUGCUGACGAGAUGCGCGACAAAAAUCCCGAAUGCGUGUUCAAGAGACGAAAGAUCAUCGCGAAAUCGAGGAAGAAUAGAAGAAAUAUUGUUGGUAGUACGAAAACGCUUAACGCAGUUCAAGUCGCUUGAUAAUUUUCAACAGUUUUUAGCUUUUAAAGUAAUUGUUAAUAAUUGCGACAAUAUACACAAAAAUACGCAUUGUCUCAAUCGUAGUCUGAUAAAACAUAAGUAUUCAUUUCAUGCACAAACUAAUAAAAUGCACGCAUAAAA